Etheostoma spectabile (orangethroat darter) is the source of this 2394-nucleotide messenger RNA. RefSeq names its product gap junction beta-4 protein. Lineage: Eukaryota; Metazoa; Chordata; Actinopteri; Perciformes; Percidae. The transcript is spliced from 4 exons. The record is from RefSeq and is a predicted model, not a curated record. Gene Ontology annotation, cellular component: connexin complex. Gene Ontology annotation, biological process: cell-cell signaling. Bases 270 to 1085 code for a protein of 271 amino acids. Gene Ontology annotation, molecular function: gap junction channel activity.
AGUAUGUAAAGUCUGUGGUGUUGGAUGACGUAGCAGAUGCUGAAUCUGGUUCAGUAGGAUGUCUGAGAGAAAGAGAGAGCAGAGACAGAAGGAGAGGAAAAAAAAGCAUCGGAAUAGUUUAAAGUAGUUUUUGCUUCACUGUAUUUAACUUGUCCCGUUAAUCUUCUCCUGCUGGUGUUGACAUAUUGGGUUUUGGUAUUGGUAUUUGAGUCCGGUUUCAGCACUAGGGUGUACUUGUUUCCAUCACCCAGGCCAGUGUAGCAGCAGUGAUGAACUGGUCGGGACUGGAGAGUCUGUUGAGUGGAGUCAAUAAAUACUCCACUGCGUUCGGGAGGAUCUGGCUGUCCAUGGUGUUUGUGUUCCGUGUCCUGGUGUUUGUGGUGGCAGCGCAGAAGGUUUGGGGCGACGAGAGCAAGGACUUUGAGUGUAACACUCGACAGCCUGGCUGCACCAACAUCUGCUAUGAUCACAUCUUCCCCAUCUCCCAUAUCCGUCUGUGGGCACUGCAGCUGAUUUUUGUCACCUGCCCGUCUCUGAUGGUGAUGGCUCAUGUUAAAUACCGCGAAGGAAAGGACAUGAAACAUGUGGAGCUGCACCCCGGCUCUCACCUGUACGCCAACCCUGGCAAGAAAAGAGGGGGGCUGUGGUGGACCUAUCUGCUGAGUUUGGUCUUCAAAGCUGGAUUCGACACAUCAUUUCUUUACAUUCUGUAUCGGAUAUACCAUGGAUAUGACUUGCCCAGGUUAUCCAAGUGUUCACUGGACCCGUGCCCUAACACCGUGGAUUGCUUCAUUAGUCGUCCAACAGAGAAAAAAAUCUUCAUGUUGUUCAUGGUUGUAUCCAGCGCGCUGUGCAUCUUCAUGUGCAUCUGCGAGAUGGUUUACCUCGUCAGCAAGCGCGUCGCCAAAUUGUUAAGGAUCCGCCGAGACAACGAGGGGUUCCCAUUUGCUGAGCAGCACGAGCUCACCGACAUGGCCCCACGUAGGUCUCAGUAUCGUAGGACUGAUCCAACAUUGACAGACAGCCAGCUCAGUUUAAACAAGAAGGAGAAGAUCAGAGAAGGUGGUAAAAGCACGGCCCUGUAGGAGGUUUGUUUCUAACGGGUGACUACACAACAGGACCAAACGUUACCUGGUAGAGUUGUUGAACUAAAAGACCAAUCAAUGGACCGAUCCCGUGUUUAUCCCGACCCAGCAAGACAUGUAAUAUUCAUCAUUUUCCUUUGAAAGGAUCUCCAACCCUGGCUGGUUGGAUGUUGAAGGACACUUUAAAGAAGAGGAGUACUAGUAUUUCAAUCAAGAGUGACAAGGGAAUGAAGUAAAGAUGAAUGUGUAUUAUAACAGAUGAUAUGUGAUAUUUAGGUUUUGCUAGAAAGUCUUUGGUGCUUAGACUCUACAGGGAGAUUUGUAACUGAGGGGCAUCUGCCCUGAGCAGCCGCCAGAUAAAUACCCCCAUGGAAUCCAGACACUGGAGGUGGUUGGCUGGUAAAUCUGAUGAGGCUGAUGGCGCUGAAGAACCUGCGAAGACUGGCAGUGAUGGGGAAGGGGAGAGGGAGCAUUGCCAUUUGGAACAAUUUGCACUAAAAUGACAGCUGACAACCGAAAAGAGAACAGAUUUAAAUAGCCUAACAGCCAAAUUAAUAAUUAAACCAGUACGAAUAUACUAACUGCAGUUAAACAGAGGCAGCAGCAGGAUGACGAUGGGCUAACAAUGUUUCUGUGUUGCUGAGCUAUUUGGAUAGAUAAGAUCAGCUGAUCUCAUCAGAUAAGGUCAUUGACCGGACAGGAGAAGGAAUAAUGAGUGUGCAUGUGUGUGAGGAUUGAAUGCAGAUACGUAAGAAAUGAAGAAGGCCAAAGCAUGCAAACGUAUACUCUUCCUGAGUGAAUGCUUUUGCUUAUUUAAUGUUUGAAUAUCACAUGUUUUUUGUAUAUUAUUUGUAUUUGUAUAUGUUAUAUUGCAAUUGUAUAUAUUUGGAUCUUUGGAUCUGAUCAGCUUAUGGCUGACUGCAGCCUACAAGGACCAACAUCCAGCUGGCUUUUAUAGCACACAGUAGAUCUGACCGUUCUGAUUCUGAAGGCAUUGUUGAUCCCAAAUCAACAUCAAUGUGUCAUUUUAAUAACAUGUCACACCUUAGUGUACGUAUUGUAAAUUACAACAACACUGUAAAUAGCUUUACUGAAUGUGCAACUUUGAAAAAGAUUGCACCCGGGUCUUUGUGCGUUCAUAUUUCUUCAACUAAAGGGACCAAAAUGCUGCUGGGAAUUUAAUGAACUGAUGCCCCACAUGAAGUGUUGCGUUGUCAAUGUGAGUUGUUCCACUCCUUGCUACAUUGAACCAUUGCACUAAAUCUAGAUUUGGAUAUUUUCUCAGAGGAUGUUAGCUGGCAGAGUGAUG